UUAGAUUUUUAUUUACCGCCAAAAAUAAUAAAGAUAAAUUGCCUUAUUAUAAAUUAUUAUCUAGUAAAUGGAAUUAUUACUCAUUUUAGAUUUGUAGUUUAACAUUUAGAAAAUCCAAUAGUAGUAAUAAUGUCCCUUAAACGAGGAGCUUUAAUAGUUAUUGAAGGUGUAGAUAGAACUGGAAAAUCCACACAAAGUAAAAACCUAGUUGAGAAUUUAAAUAAUCGAAAAAUCAAAGCGGAGUAUGUAAACUUUCCUGACAGGAGUACUGAAAUUGGCAAAGUAAUAAACAGCUACUUGAAAUCUAAGAACGAUUUAUCAGAUGAAACCAUUCACCUAUUGUUCUCUGCAAAUCGUUGGGAGAAAGCUCGGGGCUUAAUAAAAAAAUUGGAAGAAGGUAUCAGCAUUAUUGUAGACAGAUAUUGUUACUCGGGAGUAGCAUUCACUGCUGCUAAAGGUUAUGAUAUAAAUUGGUGUAAGUCACCAGAUUCGGGUUUACCAAAACCUGACAAAGUAUUCUUCCUUACAAUGCCGCUUGACAAUAUUCUGCAGAGAAAUGGAUUUGGCAAUGAAAGGUAUGAAGUAUUGGACUUUCAGAAGAGGGUGUCAGAAAUGUAUGAUAAAUUGAAAGAAGAUAAUUGGGAGGUUUUAGAUGCUAGAAGAUCAAUACAGACUAUAGAAGAGGAAUUACUAGAGAAAUCAUUGGAUGUUAUCAAAGCAGCUGAAUUAAAUCCUAUAGACAAAAUAUGGGUCAAAUAAAUUAUGUAAAAUUUGUGAUAUCUAUUUUAAAUCAUGUAAUUAUGGUUGUAUAAAUA
Papilio polytes (common Mormon) is the source of this 815-nucleotide messenger RNA. Its product is annotated as thymidylate kinase. The record is from RefSeq and is a predicted model, not a curated record. Gene Ontology annotation, biological process: dUDP biosynthetic process; dTTP biosynthetic process; dTDP biosynthetic process. The coding region runs from base 130 to 759 and encodes 209 amino acids. The transcript is spliced from 6 exons. Gene Ontology annotation, molecular function: dTMP kinase activity; ATP binding. Lineage: Eukaryota; Metazoa; Arthropoda; Insecta; Lepidoptera; Papilionidae. Gene Ontology annotation, cellular component: nucleus; cytosol; cytoplasm.